Molecule: messenger RNA, 3678 nt
Organism: Sycon ciliatum
Lineage: Eukaryota; Metazoa; Porifera; Calcarea; Leucosolenida; Sycettidae
Product: E3 ubiquitin-protein ligase TRIM71-like
Exons: 11
Coding region: 154-2808 (884 amino acids)
Biological process (GO): protein polyubiquitination; protein phosphorylation; proteasome-mediated ubiquitin-dependent protein catabolic process
Molecular function (GO): ATP binding; protein binding; ubiquitin protein ligase activity
Source: RefSeq, a predicted model, not a curated record
GACGUAGAUCUACUAGUACUAGUAGUAGGUGUCGCACUUCACGAUCGAUCGUCCUUCGUCCAUUACUUUGUUUUCAUCUCUUUCAAGUCUUUGUCCCUGGUCGCUUACAAUUAUUCUAUAGUGCCAGUGGUCGGCGGUACGCGAGUUGCUGGAAUGGCCGCUGAGGAGAAUGCGGUGUUCACCGCUUUGGGCUUGAACCAGGCUGAAGUGCCCUAUCUGGGUACAUUGGACGUGAAUGAAACAGAGGAUGAGUUGGGUCGAGGCUCAUUUGCUGUGGUGUACAAGUCCAAAUGGUGUGGAUUGAAGGUGGCCGCAAAGGCACUUCAUUCUAUCCUGAUUGAUCGAAGAAACCAAGGACGCGACGUCGUACUGCAUGAUUUUGGAGCAGAGAUUGCACGCAUGGCACGUCUUCGCCACCCACAUCUGUGUCCCAUUUUCGGCGUGGGCAUGGUCGGAACAACUCCAGCCAUUGUGGUGGAAUUGAUGUCCGACACACUGGAAACAAUGAGCGUUGGUGCACGCAGACAGGACUUGCUUCAGCUGAUGCGCUACAUCGAACACACUGCUGCAGGCCUUCGCUACUUGCACUCCAUCCCGAUGGUGCAUCGCGACUUGAAGCCAAGCAAUGUCCUCGUUGCCAAUAGUGUGGCCAAAAUCACGGAUUUCGGCGUCUCCAAGCUACUGCCUAGCGUUGCCGAUCAGUUCCGUGAAGCCGCUCAGUCCAUGACCCGACAGCCUGGUACACCGUUAUUCAUGCCGCCAGAGGCGUUGCAAGAGACGGAAUCUGGCCGAGCAAGGUACGAUCUUUCGCUUGACGUCUUUUCGUUCGGAGUGACGGCAAUGAGCGUGCUGAGCGGUGUGAUGCCCUCCAUUGAGCUCAUGUUCGCACCAAGAUCGCGCCAGGCAGCUGACGGCAGCCACGUCGCUAUACCCGAGCUGGAGCGGCGACGCGCGGAGUUUGCUCGCAUCCCUGACGGCCACCCGCUGAAGGACCUGCUGAGACGCUGUCUUGCUGACCCACCGGCCCGUCGACCAGAUGCAGAGGAGAUUCACGAAUUCGUCCAGGGUGUUGUUCAGUUCUUGUCCUCAUUGCCGCAGACUGCAUCUCCACUGGAAGAAUCUCUGGGUGCUUCUGCAGGCAUCGUUACCACUAUACUCGACACUGUGAGAAGUGUGUCAACUGCCGUACGGGAUCUCUCCACAUCUCAGCAGCAACUAGGCACCAGGUUGGAUAAUCUCCAGCAGGAGGUCUCGGCUGAAGCUCGCACAACCAACGACAAGAUGGAUGAAAUACAACUGGAAGCCCGGACUGCCUAUGAACAAGUGGCACAGCUGAGCGACACAAUGGCGAGAGGUGAACAAGAUACAACUGCAGCAUGUGAACGCAUAGUGGAAAUGCAAAACCAGACCAACACAACUGUCCGCCAACUACAGGAGCAAAGUGCUACAACCUCCACAAGCAUUGGACAACUACUGGAGCAAAGUGCUACAAGUACCACCAAUAUUGGUCAACUGCAACAGCACCAGCAAGACACUAGUGAUAAGCUUUCACGUGUCUCAGCAGCUGUUACCACCAUUCAACAAGGUGAACAAGAUACAACUGCAGCAUGUGAACGCAUAGUGGAAAUGCAAAACCAGACCAACACAACUGUCCAUCAACUACAGGAGCAAAGUGCUACAACCUCAACAAGCAUUGUACAACUACUGGAGCAAAAUGCUACAAGUACCGCAAGCAUUGGACAACUACAGGAGCAAAGUGCUACAACCUCCACAAGCAUUGGACAACUACUGGAGCAGCAGCAAGACACUAGUGAUAAGGUUUCACGUGUCUCAGCAGCUGUUACCACUAUUCAACAAGUUCAAUCUGACAUGCGAAGUGACUUGGAUGGAAAAAUUGGUGAUGUGCAGUCUUCAGUUACUGCUGUAUCAGCUACCAUGGAAGGACCUCUCAGGGUUGCAACACAAAAUCACUAUAGGUCUAUUCAUGAUACGUCUACAUCAUUUGGUAGCAAUGGUAAUGGCAGGGUGCAGUUCAAGGAUCCACGUGGUAUCACAAUCAGCAAAGAUGGAAAGGUCUUUAUUGCUGAUACUUACAAUCAUCGGGUGAAGGUCACCACACUGGAUGGUACAUACAUACGUGAUAUAGGCAAACUGGGCAGUGGUAAUGCUGAAUUCAAGAACCCCACUGAUGUAGCUGUGGAUGACGAUGGUGAUCUUGUGGUGGUUGACAGGGACAAUAAGAGACUGCAGGUCCUACAUCAGGAUGGGUCUUACGUGAAAACGAUUGAUAACGGUGCUAUCGGUAGCCCGUAUGGUGUUGCAGCACUGUCUCUGCCCCAGCAUGGUAUUUGGUAUGCUGUAACCGAUAUCAAUCACAGUUGUGUGAGAGUGUUUGAGAAAGGAGGAAGGCAGUUGAACAAGUUUGGUACUGCAGGAAGUGGACCAGGACAGUUCAACUGCCCAUGGGGUAUUAUCUCGUCCAACGGCAGGUUGCUGGUUGUGGAUCAGGACAAUCACCGGAUCCAGGUUUUCACUACUGAUGGAAACUUCAUUACCAUGUUCGGAUCACACGGAGAGUCAGAUGGUCAGUUCAAGUUCCCUGACCACAUUGCCGAGGAUAGGCAUGGGCACCUCCUUGUCACUGAUCAUCUCAACCACCGUGUUCAAGUGUUCACUUCUGACACAUUCUCUCACGUGGCUACCUUCGGUUCAAGCAGUUGUCUUUCUGUUCCGCAAGGCAUUGCAGUAUCACCCAGUGGUACUGUGUAUGUUUGUGACUGGGACAAACACUGUAUCACAAUGUUCUAACUUUUGUCCUGGAGCAUCUUGUUUCUUGUUCUACACUAGUGUUUCUCACUGCUGUGAAACAUGAACAGGACCAGUAUUAGCAGUUUUGUUUGCUCAGGAUUUACUUAAGUAUUUCAGAUUUUUUGUGUGACACAUCGAGUAUGCAUAACCUUCCCAGUAGCAAAUAUGCAUUGGGCAGGCCAACAGUAGAUCCAGCCAAGUCCUUACCCACUGGAACAGUUCCAACAUGCCUUAAGAUGGUGAGCAUUGCCAAUUACUUUUUAUCAUACUUGCAUGCUUGAAUGUGUGCUUGCAUAAGUGUGUAUGUGUGUGUGUGUGUGCAUUUGUUUGUGUGUGUGCGUGUGUGUGUAUGUGCGUAUGUGUGUAUGUGUGUGUGUUUGUGUGUGUGUAUGUGUGUGUAUGUGUGCGUGUGUAUGUUUGUGUAUGCGUGUGUGUAUGCAUGCAUUUGCUUAUGAACUCCUGCACUGAGUUGUAUAUCUACAUUGUACUUGGAUCACUCUCAUUGUUACAAUCCUAUUCUCGAUGUGCAGAGGAUGAUUCUAUUGAUUGUGUUGGCUGCGUGCUCUUUUUCCUUUCUCUGAAAAUCUAUUGCAUUUUAGCAAAAUGUCUCUCUACUAAGUGUCGCAAUACGUCAUAGAGUUUUUUAUGUGACUUUUGAUUACAAUGAAGAAUGUGCAGAAUGUCUGAGGCUCUGUUUUCUUUCGAUCCUGUUUUGUGGUGUUUUGUGUUAGCAUCUUUAUUUUAGAAAUGUUUGAAAACGUUUAAAAAUCCUGCUGCUCACCCUUGUUUGAUCUGAAGAGAUGCAGUAUUGUUAGUUGUCUGAUGAUUGCCUAUGGAGUAUGGCCAUGAAACUCUUUGUUAUAACGAUGA